UGACACACCUAAUAAAAACUUCCUGAUCAAACUGCUUUUCCGUUCUCAAAUCGAAGGCAAUUGAAAGCUCUCAGAUAGCUUCAACAGUUUGUUUGGUCGCCUUGAAAAUUUCUGAAAAAACUUAUUUGGUAAAAGUUUGAUAUUCUUUUUGAACUCUAUCGAGUACAUAAUCAGCAACUAAAAUGCAGGCAUCGAGGGCAAGGUUAUUUAAGGAAUACAAAGAAGUGCAACGAGAGAAAUCAGCUGACCCAGAUAUUCAAUUAGUUUGUGAUGAUUCCAACAUAUUUAAAUGGACUGCUCUUAUCAAGGGACCAUCAGAGACUCCUUUUGAGGGUGGAGUCUUCCAGCUUGCUUUUGCUGUUCCAGAGCAAUAUCCUUUGCAACCUCCGCAAGUGCGGUUUUUAACAAAAAUAUUCCAUCCAAAUGUGCAUUUUAAGACAGGAGAAAUAUGCCUUGAUAUCUUGAAAAAUGCAUGGAGCCCAGCCUGGACACUUCAGUCUGUUUGUAGGGCUAUUAUUGCUUUGAUGGCACACCCGGAACCUGAUAGUCCACUAAACUGUGAUUCAGGCAACCUGCUGCGUUCGGGUGAUACCAGGGGAUACCAAUCCAUGGCAAGGAUGUACACUAGACUUGCAGCAAUGCCUAAGAAAGGCUGACUUUAGUGCUGUUUAAUGUGAUGAAUCAUGAGAGGAUUAAUCGGUCCAAAAGAAUUAUUUUCGAAUUUCAAACUUACAUUGUUUCUGUAUUUAUAAUUUAUACUACUAUAAAAAGCAUCAUUGAAACUGACAUGUCAUAUGUGACACACUAUGUUUGCCAAGGAUGAAUGUAAAAGUUUUUUUUUAAGUGUUGUCUAUUUUCAGUUGGUUUGUACUUUUUUUUA
Messenger RNA from Pistacia vera, 880 nucleotides. RefSeq names its product protein PEROXIN-4. Bases 183 to 656 code for a protein of 157 amino acids. The transcript has 8 exons. NCBI's taxonomy places the organism in Eukaryota, Viridiplantae, Streptophyta, Magnoliopsida, Sapindales, Anacardiaceae. The record is from RefSeq and is a predicted model, not a curated record.